CGUGGUCGCAUACAUUUCCCCCCCCCCCCUCGUCACAGAGUCAAGCGCAAGAGCAGGUAAUACGAACGACAGAACGAAGAAAGAGUGUCCGUCGAGCGACUUUGACCAGACAACAACACAACACAACUGCGUGAACGACUGAACCUCAACCAGUCAACCCUGACUCAGCAACCCCCACGACACCUUUCGAGGAUAGCAAGAUGACGAACAGCAACAAGAACAGUGCCAGCACAUCGGGUACAGGUGAAAUGGUAGCCACAGAGCCUGCUGAUGGCGUAUAUUUUCGGCAUGGGAGCGCAAACAAAGAAGGCGUGUCUCGCCGACGACAGUGGAUCUAUCUUGGGCCCGUGGUGGCCGCCCCGCUCACACACAUCUGCGUCACUCUCUACCGAAAGACGCCAAAGAAGUGGCGCCCGUGGAUGGCGUGGGGUGGCGUGGGUGGCCUGUCGUUUCUCGCCGUGGCCAACCGCCUCGUCCUCAUGUACCACGCCGGAUACCCAUGCGAGGACCACAUCGACGUUAGCAAGCGCCUCGUGCGCGCAGGCGAAGAGCAGCCCGAAACAGCCGUCGGCGUCGCCAAAGACAUUAUCAAGCAUUCCAUCUAAGGACCAAAGUGCAGCUCAGUGUGUGUGUGUGUGUGCAACUCUGGGGAGGUGCAUGUGUUGGUGAGCUGCCGCCACGCCUGAGGAGAGGGCUCCCUGUGGCGAUGCUGUGAUACGUGUUUUCCUUUCUGCUUUGUCCUGUGUCAGGCAGACCUUGUC
Molecule: messenger RNA, 761 nt
Organism: Salpingoeca rosetta
Lineage: Eukaryota; Choanoflagellata; Craspedida; Salpingoecidae
Exons: 2
Coding region: 201-605 (134 amino acids)
Source: RefSeq, a predicted model, not a curated record